AUGGACACUAACUGGCCCCAAGGCUUGAGCAAAAUCUUCUCCAUCUGUCGUCAACAAAACCAGCCCUUUGGAAACCGAUACUACGGCCCGUACGACAAACUACUCAACUAUUGCUUCGGAACGAACUCCUUCCGGUUCUUCGUCGCGCCGCAGCAUCUUCCUAGCGAGUUGAAUGCCCGCGACGCCGUUGACUGUAUCGUGUUUAUCGUGGUAUUCAACGAGCAGUGCCAACCGAUGUUAAUCGCUGAAAUUAAGGAUGAUGGCUGGGCUGGUAGGCCCGAUUUCCGCCUGGCAGCCGACGAGCAGAUCCGUCGCCGGUACGAUUCCAUGAUGCCAGAGUGUCCCCUGCCCCGCUUGUGGGGUUUGAGCCUGCUCGGAACAUCACUUCGAGUUUAUUGUGGGGACGUCGCCACGGGCACUCUUCAGCCGGAAUAUCAAGCCCGCCCUGAUCCGAACCGCAUCUUACCGCGCAACUUCUUGGAAGGGAGUGGGAUCUGGACAUUUUGUCUCAGGAAGGCUUUAAUAAGAUGA
This is a messenger RNA of Desarmillaria tabescens, 531 nucleotides long. RefSeq lists its product as uncharacterized. The transcript has a single exon. The record is from RefSeq and is a predicted model, not a curated record. NCBI's taxonomy places the organism in Eukaryota, Fungi, Basidiomycota, Agaricomycetes, Agaricales, Physalacriaceae. Bases 1 to 531 code for a protein of 176 amino acids.